UAGUUUCCUGGGACAUGACACAGUCGUUCAGUCACAGAAAUACUGAAUAUCAGUACAAGAUCACCUUUCACAUUACCGUGUAGUAUUCUCUUAGCAUAACUCAUCACUAUUCGCUUUUGCCAGCUGAGUGAAAUAAGCUGGCCGACAUGGAGGCAGUGCCGCGAAUGCCGAUGAUUUGGCUGGACCUGAAAGAGGCUGGGGAGUUUCAGUUCACCCCGAGUGUGAAACAGUUUAUACUGAAAAACUAUGGUGAGGAUCCAGACAACUACAAUGAGCAGCUCAAGAAAUUGGAGCAGUUGAGGCAGAGUGCAGUUAAUGUAACAAGAGACUUUGAAGGCUGCAGUACGCUGCGGAAAUAUUUUGGACAGUUACACUACCUGCAGAGUCGCGUGCCCCUGGCGCCAGGACAGGAAGCUGCUGUCCCUGUUUCCUGGACAGAAAUAUUUUCUGGAAAGACAGUCACUCACGAUGACAUUAGCUAUGAGCAGGCCUGCAUCCUCUAUAACCUCGGUGCACUCCAUUCAAUGUUAGGAGCUAUGGACAACAGGGUAUCUGAAGAGGGGAUGAAGGUGUCAUGCACACAUUUCCAGUGCUCUGCGGGAGCAUUCUCCUACCUGCGAGAUCACUUCAGCCAUAACUACAGUGUGGACAUGAGUCACCAGAUCCUUAAUCUCAAUAUCAACCUAAUGCUGGGUCAGGCCCAGGAAUGUCUCUUGGAGAAGUCCAUGUUGGACAACAGAAAGAGUUUUCUCGUUGCUCGGAUAAGCGCUCAGGUAGUGGACUAUUAUAAAGAGGCGUGCCGUGCCCUGGAGAACUCUGACACCGCCUCUAUGCUUGGGAAGAUCCAGAAAGACUGGAAGAAGCUUGUGCAGAUGAAGAUUUACUAUUUUGCUGCUAUUGCUCAUCUGCACAUGGGAAAGCAGGCUGAAGAGCAGCAGAAGUUUGGCGAGAGGCUAGCCUAUCUUCAGAGCUCACUGGACAAACUGAACGAAGCUAUAAAGUUAGCGAAGGGUCAGCCAGACAGCGUGCAAGAAGCCUUGCGGUUCACUAUGGACAUCAUCGGGGGAAAAUUUAAUUCAGCUAAGAAAGAUAAUGAUUUUAUUUACCACGAGUCCAUCCCAUCUCUAGAGACGCUACCCACAGUCAAAGGUGCCCCUCUGGUCAAAGCUUUACCUGUAAACCCAACCGAUCCCAGUGUAACUGGACCAGACAUUUUCUCUAAGUUGGUACCCAUGGCAGUUCAUGAAGCUUCUUCACUCUACAGUGAAGAAAAGGCCAAGCUGCUAAGGGAAGUCAUGGCAAAAAUAGAUAGCAAGAAUGAGACUUUAGAACAAUUCAUGGACUCGCUGAACCUGGACCCAGACUCUGUCGACAACAUGGACAUGUACAACAACAUCCCUCCCGUGCUGAUGGAGAGGUGUGCGGCUUUAAGUGUGAGGCCGGACACUGUGAAGAGCCUCACACAGUCUAUGCAGGUGUUGUCAGGCGUGUUUACAGACGUGGAGGCCUCAUUGCGGGAGAUCAGGUCAGUGCUCGACGAUGAUGAGGCAGGCGAGCGAAGACUGGAGGAGGCUGUGGGGAAGCAGGUGGUUCCAGCCCCACUUGCCACCUUGGCUGAGCUCCGUAAAGACCUGGAUAAAUACCUGGAGGCCCAUGAGAAAGCCAGCUUCACCAACACUGAGCUCCACCGGGCCAUGAAUCUGCACAUCAGCAACCUGCGACUGCUAGGAGGACCACUGGACACUCUGAGAGAGGCACUACCAAGACCACAGCUGAGUGAAGAUGAAGUGGCAGGUCUCCAGUGCAUGAAAAGGAUUCUGAGUAAAGUGCAGGAGAUGAAGGACCAGCGCAGCUCUCUCGAGAAGCAACUGAGGGAGCUCAUCCAGCAGGAUGACAUCACUGCCGCUCUGGUCACCACCGAGCGUGCAGAUAUGAAGAGAUUAUUUAUGGAGCAACUGAAGAAGUAUGAACAGGUGAAGAUGUACAUUGAUCAGAACCUAGCUGCUCAGGAGAACAUCCUGAAGGCACUGACUGAGGCGAAUGUCCAGUAUGCCACAGUGCGCAAGAUUCUUACUGACACAGAACACAAAUGGAAUAGUACAGUGCAAAUGCUUGUUGCCUCUUAUGAAGCCUAUGAAGACCUGAUGAAGAAAUCUCAGGAGGGAAAAGAGUUUUAUGAGGACUUGGAGGGCAAGGCCUCUCGCCUCUUGGAGAGGGCGCAGACUAUCUGCAAGACCAGGGAAGAGGAGAGACAAGCCCUACUGGAGAAAGAGCUUCAAAAAAAGGCUCCUCAAAGGCCCACAGCCCCAAAACCUGCCCAGAAGGUGGCCCCAGAUAUGGAUUCUGCCAGCCUGGCAGACCCUGAAAUAGCCAAGUUGAAUGCUGCCAUCUUAGCCUUAGGUGGAGACUUGCCAGAAGAACUUCGUAGCUUGCCUCCUGGACUUGUUCUUUCAUCAGCUGGUCUUCCCCUGGUGCCAGACGGUUUUCAUCCAGGGGCCACACUGAGCUCCACACUACAGUGGUCUGGGGCAAGCACUAGUACACUAUAUGCACGACCCCGAUUUCCUCCUAACUUGCCCCCUCCUGAACUUCUUGCCCAAAUUUCCCGUUUUACAGCACUUCCACCAACCCCAGGCUUUAACCACAACAUGCCGUCUGGACCCCUGCCGCGGCAGCAGCAGGUUCCACAGAUGCCUAGCCCUCAGAUAUCUCAGCAUUCCUCAGUGCCUGGGUACUGUCCUCCAUCGUUACAGGUUCAGCCUGCUUUACCCAGAGCACCCACUCCCAUUCGACAAUCCACCACCACUGUAGACAGUGUGCAGACACCCAUUACCAGCUACACUCCUGCAUCAGGGCAGCCAACUAUGCCUGUGUCCACCCCUGGCCACCCAGUGCCCACACCUGCUGUGUAUACACCUCCUACUCCACUAGCCCCUCAGCAACAGUACUUGCAGCAACCUGGUGUUCCUGUGAACCAGCCACCUCAGCAUGUACAUGCACCUCAUCCACAGUCACAGCCUCACCAACCCUUUCCCUGUGGUCAGAGCCAACCACAGCCUUUUUUCCAGCCUGUACCAGCCCAACAACAGAUACCUACACCCCUAACCGGGCCCCAGCCACCUCAACAAACCCAGUCACAGUACCCACAUCAUAUGCAUCAGUCAAGACAACCUGGACCUCCAAACCUUCAGCAACGUCCAUUCAGUGUUCACUCAACACCAUCUUCCUUGCCACAGCCCCAGCAGGUGUACGCUCCUGUUUCAUUUGUUCCUGGCUGCCAACCUGUUAAUGCCCAUAUUAAUGCUACUGCUCAAACACAGCUUCCCCAUCAUACCCUGCAUCCACAAAUACCUCAAGUUUCUAUGCCACGUUUAGCCCAUAUAAAACAGCAAGUGCCACCUUCUUCCCAGCCUUAUAUGCCGCCUGUCAAACAAGUGCAUCCUAUUCCCCCUCCUCAAAUGCACCAUGCCUCACAGCAGGUAGCCCCUGCAGGCCACAUGCAAAUUCCGCCUGCCUCACAACAAAUGGCUCCACCAUCUCAGCCGCAAAUGCUGCAACCUUCCACACAAGUGUCCCCUCCGUCUUGCCAUCAAAUGCCUGCAGCUUCCCAGCCAACACUGCACCCUUCUCAUCCAUCGAUGCCCAUUGUUCCCCAGCAGGUACCACACUCCUCUCAUCCACAAAUGCAUCAUGCUUACCAACCAGCAUUUCCAGCAAAUGCUCCAAGGGUUCCUGUCCCUGUCCAGCCUCAGCUACCUGGAGCCUCUCUAUCACCACAGCUACAAAUGCAAACUAGUGCUCUUCCUCUUCAGCAUCAUGGCCAUCCACAAUCACAGGCACCUUCUGGACCUCAUCCUCCUGUCCCCCCGCAAAUGACCCAGCAUCCUCCAUGCUUACCCCAGCAGCCUCUUCCCCCUCAGUCCACACCUCUGGGUUAUCCUGGUGGGGUCCCUGUAGUUCCCCACCAGUCUGCAGUGCCUCCACAGUCCCAGGCUCUGCCUCCACAACUACCACCAGGGGCAACAAUGACUUAUACUGGCCCUCAUGGUGGGACCAUUCCUCCUGGACCUAGGCAGCAUCCUGGACCAGUUGUACCAGCUGGACCGCAGUCUCUUCCUCAAAGUAUGAUUCCUUCAUCAUCAGUUGCACCAGGGGCUCCACAAGGAAAUGUCCUGCCCUCUCCUACCCCAUCACCUUCUCCAUCACCGAGCCCUUCCUCACUGGUCUUGGUGCCUCAGAGACCUUCUCCAGCUCUCACACCUGUUGCAGGUGCACCAAUACCUCAGCCUACUGCAACACCCCUGCCCUCAUCUGGUCCCAUGCCAUCAUCUGACUCUCCGUUUCAGCGCCAAAAUUCUAGUACAGAUGAUCUUCUUUCUUCAAGCCCUGAAAGUCAGCAUGGAGGCACCAAAGACACUGCCAAUGUCUUGUUGCCUACCAAGGCUGACCCAAAGGACGAACAAAAUCGGAAGAAAUCGGAAGGGGUGAGACUUAUCCAGGGUGACCCAUACCAAGCUCCAGAGAGAGUCUCUCAGCUUUGUGCAGAGCUCGAAACAUUUCGCUCUACUGUGCAAUCUCUGGAGCGUCCUUCAGGAGAGGGAGGCUUGUCAGAACUUGAUGCGCGGUGGAAGGAGCUACAGGACCAGCAGGAGAAGGAUUCUCGUCAGCUCUCCAUUGCUAUAGCCCGCUGCUACACCAUGAAAAACCGCCAUCAGGAUGUCAUGCCUUAUGACCGCAAUCGUGUUGUUCUACACUCUGGCAAAGAUGAUUAUAUCAAUGCCAGCUUUAUUGAGGAUCUUUCACCAUACUGUCCUCGUCUUAUUGCAACACAGGCUCCUCUUACUGGAACUGCUGCUGAUUUCUGGCUCAUGGUCUAUGAACAGAAAGUUUCCUUGAUUGUAAUGCUUGUGUCUGAGCAAGAACUGGAAAAGCAAAAAGUUCUGCGGUACUUUCCAUCUGAAAGAGGACAACAGGUAGCUCAGGGUCCAAUCACACUCACCCUGACAAUCCAGAAGAACACUCCUACCCAUGUGGAGCGGAUGAUUGGAUUGCAGUACCGAGACCAGACUCUGAAACGCACAGUCAUCCACUUGCAAUUCACCUCGUGGCCUGAACUGGGCUUGCCAGAGAGUAAGGGUAACCUCAUUCGCUUCAUUCAGGAGGUUCACGGACACUACCUUCAUCAGCGUCCAUUGCACACACCCGUUGUAGUGCACUGCAGCUCUGGUGUUGGCAGAACUGGAGCAUUCUGCCUGUUGUAUGCUGCACUGCAGGAGCUUGAAGCUGGUAAUGGUAUUCCUGACCUAACCCAGCUUGUGAGGAAAAUGAGGCAACAGAGAAAGAACAUGCUACAGGAGAAGCUCCACCUGAAGUUUUGCUAUGAGGCUGUCCUGAAACAUGCAGAGCAGGUCCUUCAACGCCGUGGCAUCAUUACUUCUCCCAGCCAAAAGGCCGCAAACAACACAGUAGUCAAAUACUCACGGCAGGACGCUCAGGAUAUUGUCCUGGGAGGAGACAUGCCAAUCAGCUCUAUCCAGGCUACCAUUGCGAAGCUCAGUAUUCGUCCCCCCAGCAUUGAAUCUGAGCAGGAGCCAGGUCAGGAGGCAAUACCUUCCUCUCUUGCUGAGCCAGAACCCAUGAUGGUACCUGUGCAAGCCACCGAGGACCCCUCUCCCAUUGAUGCUGUUCCUGCCUCUCUUAGUCCCCCCCUCUCAUGUGCCUCUUCUCCAGGCAAGACACCCUCCCCUUUGCCCCUUAGCCAUCAUGGUAGUGGGUUUGAGGGAUCCACACAGGCCCUGUCAGUCUCCAACCAUCACCCUGCACCUGAAGCAGCUCCUCCAGCAACAUCAUCUUUGGACCUCCUGGCCUCACUGACACCUGAGGCCUUUACGCUGGACAGCGCUUGUCGUGGCAAGCAACGCAUUAGCAAGCAGAGCUUUCUCCAGCCACAGGAGGGCCAAGGUCUACAGGGCCCACCGCAGGGUGAUGACCCCCUCAGUGCUCUGGAUCCACUCUGGACACUCAACAAGACUUGAAAAGUAAAAGAAAACACUAACCGAGAGCGCCAGUCUCUCUCCCAACAUUGGUCCUUUCAGGUAUCCUCUGUCUUUGACCUCCUGGCUCAGCAUUCUACAAUUCUGGUUUUGGAGGCCCAUAGCACUCAACAGUUGACAGUUUUUCCUGCUCAUCAGCUAAUUUGCAUGGCCUUUACAGACUGAAUCAGCUGUGUUGGAGCUCAACUCUGGAAGAAUGGAAGUUAAACACCAUUCUGAUUACUCUUAAAUCCAUUUCCUGAACCAGUUCCCUUUCAUGGCCUGUGCCUCUUGGACCACAUCACUGUGCGUCCGUCUCUGUCUGUCCUUCCAACCGUGUUAUUUCGGUUUUAGUCUGCACUUUUCUGGCACUGUCCUCCUUGAUCCAGGUUCCAUUCCUUAAAAGUCCCUUGGCAUGAACUUUACGUCUGAGAUGAAACAUUGACUCGUUGAGAAUUUUAGGAUGUGGCACAGGUUUAGCAUUUUUCUAGAUGGAGAUUAAUCUUACUACUAGACUUUCCUUUUUAAAUGGGCUUUGAAUGGUGACUGCCUUUUCACAAUGUAAUUUAGACUAGUCUUUAAUUACUUGGAAAACAGGCCUGAUGGUAGAACAAGAUACCGACUUGUCCUCCCUCCAUUUCCCUUGCAGUGUGGCUUGUCUGUUCACUGUGGCACCUGCGUUAAAGCCGCAGCUUUCUGUAAUUUAAAGGAAAAUGCUAACUUUGCUUACAUAAGUGAAACGCCAAUGGGGUCCAGUUAGCAUGGUCCUAUUUAAAUAAUGCUAACUGAUUUCUAUUAACACAUUAGGACAAGUUGCCAUUUUUGGGCGAGUUAUUUAUUUGAUGGGUCAGCUUGUCAUGAAGUGCACACUCAAUAGGCUGAAUAUUCACUUUAUUUGUAACUUUAAUCAGCUCUGUGCAUAUCACAUUCUAAUGAGUUGAUUUGUGCUUCUCAUAAGCAUUGUAAAUACAUCUUAAAUAAAAUUCUUAAAACGUUCCUGAA
Molecule: messenger RNA, 7034 nt
Organism: Electrophorus electricus (electric eel)
Lineage: Eukaryota; Metazoa; Chordata; Actinopteri; Gymnotiformes; Gymnotidae
Gene: ptpn23a
Product: protein tyrosine phosphatase, non-receptor type 23, a
Biological process (GO): early endosome to late endosome transport; protein transport to vacuole involved in ubiquitin-dependent protein catabolic process via the multivesicular body sorting pathway; endocytic recycling
Cellular component (GO): endosome
Molecular function (GO): protein binding; protein tyrosine phosphatase activity
Source: RefSeq, a predicted model, not a curated record